CGUACAAAGUGAAGCCACAUUGCCAAACUUGCAGCCGCGAUUGCAGCAGUGGCUGCCGCUGCGCCGCACGGGCCGGGCCGAGGGCGCCUGCAGCUGCUCGCGCGCAGCCGGGGGCUGAGGACCUGGACCCGCGGGCUGAGACUUGACACUUCUGCGCUGGGCCGCCUGCCACUUAGCGUGGGGCUCCCUCUACCCGCCCCAGAGCCACGCGAUUAAAAAAAAAAAAUCAGCCCUUAGCCCCCUCCUCCCCUUUCCUGCUUCUGCGAGAACUCCCUCCCUCCCUCCAGCUCCGCCGGCCCCGGCGCCCCUGCCCUGGAAGCCGAGCGGCUCCGCUCGCAUUUCGCCGCCGCCGCCUCUCGCAGUAUUGCAAUAUAGGGGAGAAGCAGACCAUGGUGAACCCGGGCAGCAGCUCGCAGCCGCCCCCGGUGACGGCCGGCUCCCUCUCUUGGAAGCGCUGCGCAGGCUGCGGGGGCAAGAUUGCGGACCGCUUUCUGCUCUAUGCCAUGGACAGCUACUGGCACAGCCGCUGCCUCAAGUGCUCCUGCUGCCAGGCGCAGCUGGGCGACAUCGGCACGUCCUGUUACACCAAGAGCGGCAUGAUCCUCUGCAGAAAUGACUACAUUAGGUUAUUUGGGAAUAGCGGUGCUUGCAGCGCCUGCGGACAGUCGAUUCCUGCUAGUGAACUCGUCAUGAGGGCUCAAGGCAACGUGUAUCAUCUCAAGUGUUUUACCUGCUCUACCUGCCGGAAUCGCCUGGUCCCGGGAGAUCGGUUCCACUACAUCAAUGGCAGUUUAUUUUGUGAACAUGAUAGACCCACAGCUCUCAUCAAUGGCCAUUUGAAUUCACUUCAGAGCAAUCCACUACUGCCAGACCAGAAGGUCUGCUGAAAGGUCAGAGUGAUGCAGAGUGCGUGCCUUCAUCUCAGAUUCUGUUCAUCGCAGGUGGAUCACCUUUGUAGCCAGCACCAGUGCCAGCUCCAUGCCAUCGCACCUUCUUUAGGCUUGAGUGCCCUUCCUGCAUUUAUUGGUGUAUUAAAAUGACUGAAUAUGGACAUUAAGGACUCCAUGAACCUGGGCUAAUGGGAGACGGUAGCGGAAAUGAAAAAAAGAUCCACGGAAGGACAUCUUGGGGAG
Messenger RNA from Microtus ochrogaster (prairie vole), 1133 nucleotides. It is a transcript of the gene Lmo4, whose product is annotated as LIM domain only 4. NCBI's taxonomy places the organism in Eukaryota, Metazoa, Chordata, Mammalia, Rodentia, Cricetidae. The record is from RefSeq and is a predicted model, not a curated record.